This is a messenger RNA of Perca flavescens (yellow perch), 1225 nucleotides long. RefSeq names its product ultraviolet-B receptor UVR8. The record is from RefSeq and is a predicted model, not a curated record. The transcript is spliced from 8 exons. The coding region runs from base 221 to 1225 and encodes 334 amino acids. Lineage: Eukaryota; Metazoa; Chordata; Actinopteri; Perciformes; Percidae.
UACAGCCAUGACCACCACAGCCUGUCUUGAAGACACGCCUAUAAGAAAGUCUGCUCAAAGAUCUCUACUGCCAUCUAGUGUACAAAGGAGAGACUGUGGGUUGACAGGUGCGGACAACCCUGUGCAACACAUGGAUAUAUGGUGCAUAGGAAGGAAUAGUGAUGUGGGAGGCUCCGUAGAAAACAGCUGAUGGCCAAUUACUGGAUAAACUUAAGGAGCCAUGAUGAAUGGCAUCCUACUAAGCGGAUCUCAGAGAAUUGCUGGGAAAGAGGACAUACAGUGUGACUUGGAUAUGAAUCUGCUUUGCUGGGGUAGUGGGGACCUUGGCCAGACUGGCCAUGGCAGGCCAGGGGACAUCGGUCCAGAGGAGGCCCAUCUGAGAGACUUCACAGUGGCAAGGCUGGGCAGAGCGAAGCUCCUGGCAUGUGGAUCCAGUCACUCCAUUGUGGUUACAGUGGACAACAAGAUCUUUGCAUGGGGGAAUGGCACCAGUGGACAGCUGGGUGACGGAGAGAAGGCAGUAAAGGACCAGCCAGUCGAGGUUAAUUUGCCACAGGAACUGAACGUUGAAGGAAGCAACGCAGAUGUGGAUGUCGUCGACAUUGUUGGUGUGGCCUGUGGGAGCAGACACUCCUUCAUAUGGACUGAAACUGGGCGGGCCUACAGUUUUGGGAACAACUUCUACGCCCAGCUAGGCUAUGACAUCCAGAGGCUUGACUUCAAAGACCACCAGCUGGCACCACGUUUGUUCCAGAAUCUCCCAUCCUCUCUGAAAAUAUCUCAAGUGGCCUGCGGAGAGCGACACACUCUGUUUGCGCUGGAGGACGGCAGUGUGGCGGCAUGUGGGCAGAAUGAUUAUGGACAAAUUGGCAGUGGUUCUGAGGAAAAUGUGGUCAUCCCUCGGUUUGUGGAGGGUGUGGACCAUGUGUCGAAAGUCACCUGUGGGGCAAACCACAAUCUUGCACUUACAGGUGACGGCAGGUUGUUUCAGUGGGGAUGUGGACGAGCAUGUGGGAACAGAAAAAGGAACAUCCUAUCCCCAGAGGAAGUGAUGCCACCAAGCUCGCCAGUGAGAGACAUUGCUGGCGGAUGUUGGCAUAGCCUGCUUCUAACAGGCUCUCUGGGUCGAUGUAAGCAGUGGUCUUGGCAGUGGCCCUCCAUCUUCUUAUCCCAGUGGGGAGCACUCUGCAGCCAAACCCAACCUGGGCUUCACAGCCUUCGAUAA